GUCAAUAACGGGUGAGACUAAAAGUAUUAGUGAAAGAAAAAGAAGAAAGAAGAAUAUCAAAGACUUUUAAGUCUUCCUCCUUUAGCAUUGAAAUCUUGGUUGAUGCUAUAAACAAAUUAAAGGAGCUAAGAAGCACAAAAAAAAAAGGGAAAUCUGUUUUGAGUACUUUCACUCUACAGAAAUAUUUAUGGCUUGGAUGUAUACACACACUCCUACAAUAUGCUUGUUUUUAGUCAUGUAUUACCUAAUAGUUAUAAUGCCUAUUCUUGGAGAAACACUAACUCACUCUCACUCUCAGGUGGAACCAAAAUCCAACUGCCACAGAUCUAGUAGCCCAGGUCUAGUAAUUGGACCGCAUAGGUUGGAAAGAGUUUCUAGAUUUGAACCUUGCUCCCCAAAUGCUAAUCGAACGGAAACUCCACCAUCUAGAAAACUUCUAAACAGGAAUCAAGCUAGAGUUCAUUCAAUCAAUAAGAAACAAAAUCGACAUAGCUAUAGUUACCGUCUUUCUGAUAAUGGGUAUGAUGCAAUUAAUUCUGAUUAUGGGCCAUUUACUGUAAAGAUAAGUCUUGGCACACCACCACAAGAUUAUAAUUUAAUUGUGGACACUGGUAGCCGUUGGACUUGGGUACGUUGCCAAUCUUGUACCGAAGGUUGUACAUCAAACGAUCCUCCAUAUGAUCCUUCCAAAUCCUCGUGCCAGGGUACAUUACGGAAUCCUUUUCAUGUCACUUAUGGUGAUAACUCCUUUAUAAGAGGCAUUUGGGGAUGUGAUACUCUCAAUAUAGAUGAUCUUGGUAACAUAGCGAACUUCCAAUUUGGUUGUGGCCAAGUAAACAUUGAUCACGAUGGCGAAAAUUUUGUUGAUGCAGCUGGAUUUCUUGGACUUGGCAAAGGAGACUUCUCUUUGGCAUCUCAAAGUGGUACAUCAAUGCAAAUGUUUAGCUAUUUUGUCCCAGAAAAUAGUGGUAACGGGGAUCUACAUUUUGGGGAUAAAGCCGGAGCAAAAUCUAACACUUGUUCGAACCAAUUUGUACCAUUGGUUCAAGGGGACGAUCAAGAAAAAUACUAUAUUGAUUUAGUUGAUAUAAGUGUAGAUGGAAACAAACUUAAUGUUCCAUGGACUGAAUCCACGUCUCGAGGGACAAUUAUAGACAGUGGAACUGUCAUCACUCGAUUGCCAGAAGAGGUAUACACUGUGUUUCGUGAUGCUUUUAGGCAGUUCAUGUCGAGUUAUACAUUGUUAGAACAAGACCCUUCAGAGCUCCUGGAUACUUGCUAUAGCUUAGUGGGUGUUGAACAAUUUUUGUUACCAGAGAUUAAAUUCCAUUUUGGGCAAGAAAGUACUAUUGAUGUGACUUUGUCAAAGAGGGGAGCAAUAUGGAAGAAUAGUGAUACAGUAAGUUGUUUGGCUUUUGCUGCAACAGAUAACAAUGGCAUUAUUGGUAUCGUUCAACAGCGUGGAUUCAAUGUGUUUUAUGAUUUGGAUGGGGGAAGAAUUGGAUUUGGCACUAAUUGUGCUGCUAGCUGAUUAGUUAGAGCGUUUCCAAUUGUUUGUUUUUCAUGUUAUUUGUCAAAUGUUUGUUUAUAUAAUAGCAACUUCUUGUUGAAGGGCUACUUUCUGCCAGAUGUUUGCAUCAAGUUAAUCAAUAAUUAUUAAUUACA
Messenger RNA from Capsicum annuum, 1665 nucleotides. Its product is annotated as aspartyl protease family protein At5g10770. Gene Ontology annotation, molecular function: aspartic-type endopeptidase activity. Gene Ontology annotation, biological process: proteolysis. NCBI's taxonomy places the organism in Eukaryota, Viridiplantae, Streptophyta, Magnoliopsida, Solanales, Solanaceae. Bases 188 to 1531 code for a protein of 447 amino acids. The record is from RefSeq and is a predicted model, not a curated record. The transcript has 2 exons.